Messenger RNA from Cryptosporidium muris RN66, 399 nucleotides. RefSeq names its product thioredoxin family protein. The transcript has 3 exons. The record is from RefSeq and is a predicted model, not a curated record. Bases 1 to 399 code for a protein of 132 amino acids. Lineage: Eukaryota; Apicomplexa; Conoidasida; Eucoccidiorida; Cryptosporidiidae.
AUGUCUAUAUAUACAUUAUAUAAGUUAAGGGCUUUUCAAAAAUAUUUCAAAUAUUGUGGAAAUACUUUUAAUAUUUCUUAUAGAUUAUUUAUAACGAAAAUUAAAAAAGAAUCAGAAUUAGAUAAUCUUGUGAAUAAAGGGAAAUUAACAGUAGUACAAUAUGGUGCAGAAUGGUGUGGACCUUGUAGAAAUCUAAAACUUUUAUUAAAUAAUUUAAGUGGAGAAUAUCCAAAUAUUAACUUUGCCUAUGUUGAUAUUGAUAAAUUACCUGCAUUAGCUGAAUCUCUAGGAAUUUCUAGUAUUCCAUUAGUAAGAAUAGUAAAGGACAAGAAUUUAAUAGAUUCUAUAAUAGGAUGUAAUAUAGAGUCUAUUAAAGAUUGUAUAAAUAAACAAAUCUAA